AUGUAUGCUAUAAAUCAGCGCUGUAUUUACAUAUCUUUUCAUUUCUUCGUGCUGUGGUGUCAUGCGCAGGGGGAGAAUCACCCGUCUCCUAAUUUUAACCAGUAUGUGAGGGAGCAGGGCGCAGUGACGGACCAGCUCAGCCGACGACAAGUCAGGGUCUACCAGCUAUACAGCAGGACCAGCGGCAAGCACGUCCAGAUUCAAGGCAAGAAGGUCACCGCUACUGCAGAAGAUGGCAACGUUUUCGCGAGGCUCUUUGUAGAGACGGACACAUUUGGCAGUCGAGUGCGGAUUCGAGGGGCAGAGACUGGACGCUACCUCUGUAUGAACCGGAAGGGGAAGUUGGUUGGAAAGCCCAACGGGAGAAGCAGAGACUGUAUCUUCACAGAGAUAGUCCUGGAGAACAACUACACGGCCUUCCAAAAUGCCAAAUACGAGGGCUGGUACGUGGCCUUCACCAGGAAAGGAAGGCCCAUCAAAGCCUCAAAAACCAGGCAGAAUCAGAGAGAGGUCCAUUUCAUCAAGAGGCUCCACAAAGGCCCACUGCCCUUCCCCAACACAGACAGACCCCGACACUUUGAGUUCAUCAGUUUUCCACCAACACGCCGAGCCAAACGCAACAGGAAGGCACGGACUUCUCCUUAA
Messenger RNA from Conger conger (European conger), 645 nucleotides. RefSeq names its product fibroblast growth factor 17 (gene fgf17). Gene Ontology annotation, biological process: regulation of cell migration; positive regulation of protein phosphorylation; fibroblast growth factor receptor signaling pathway. Gene Ontology annotation, molecular function: type 2 fibroblast growth factor receptor binding; growth factor activity; type 1 fibroblast growth factor receptor binding. The coding region runs from base 1 to 645 and encodes 214 amino acids. NCBI's taxonomy places the organism in Eukaryota, Metazoa, Chordata, Actinopteri, Anguilliformes, Congridae. The transcript has 5 exons. Gene Ontology annotation, cellular component: cytoplasm. The record is from RefSeq and is a predicted model, not a curated record.